Messenger RNA from Seriola dumerili (greater amberjack), 561 nucleotides. It is a transcript of the gene myl13, whose product is annotated as myosin light chain 1, cardiac muscle-like. The record is from RefSeq and is a predicted model, not a curated record. Gene Ontology annotation, cellular component: myosin II complex. NCBI's taxonomy places the organism in Eukaryota, Metazoa, Chordata, Actinopteri, Carangiformes, Carangidae. Bases 1 to 561 code for a protein of 186 amino acids. The transcript is spliced from 5 exons. Gene Ontology annotation, molecular function: calcium ion binding.
AUGGCCCCCAAGAAGAAGGAAGAGCCUAAACCAGCACCAGCUCCAAAACCCCCAGAGCCUGAGCGCCCCAAGACCCCGGCGUUUGACCCUGCAACAAUCACGCUGGAAUUCACCCCGGAGCAGAUUGAGGAUUUCAAAGAUGCUUUCCAGCUGUUUGACAGGACUCCGACCAAUGAGAUGAAAAUCACUUAUGCCCAGUGUGGUGACCUGAUCAGGGCUCUGGGCCAGAAUCCCACCAAUGCAGAGAUCAUGUAUGUCCUUGGAAAACCCAAAGCUGAAGACAUGCAGAGCAAGAUGCUUGACUUUGACCAGUUCCUCCCAAUGCACCAACACAUCUGCAAGGCCAAGGAUCGUGGAACAUUUGAGGACUUUGUUGAGGGUCUGAGGGUGUUUGACAAGGAGGGGAAUGGCACAGUCAUGGGAGCUGAGCUCAGGCACGUUCUGGCAACACUCGGUGAGAAGAUGAGGGAGGACGAGGUGGAGCAGCUCAUGCAAAACCAAGAGGAUGCUAAUGGAUGCAUAAAUUAUGAAGCUUUUGUAAAACACAUUAUGGCAUCUUAA